Candida tropicalis MYA-3404 is the source of this 669-nucleotide messenger RNA. It is a transcript of the gene SBA1, whose product is annotated as Hsp90 cochaperone. Gene Ontology annotation, molecular function: protein-folding chaperone binding; Hsp90 protein binding. The coding region runs from base 1 to 669 and encodes 222 amino acids. The record is from RefSeq and is a predicted model, not a curated record. The transcript has a single exon. Gene Ontology annotation, cellular component: cytosol; nucleus. Gene Ontology annotation, biological process: chaperone-mediated protein complex assembly; protein folding. Lineage: Eukaryota; Fungi; Ascomycota; Pichiomycetes; Serinales; Debaryomycetaceae.
AUGUCAACUACUACUCAAACUCCAACUGUCUUAUGGGCUCAACGUUCAUCUGAAGACGAUGCUUCUAAGAAUAUUAUUUAUUUAACAAUUGAACUAUUAGAUCCAAUUGAUUUAAAAUUAGAUUUGAAACCAGAUUUUUUAACCCUAAGUGCUAAAUCAAAUGAUUCUAAAAUUGAUUAUCAAUUAAAGAUUGAUUUUUUCAAAGAAGUCGAUCCUGAUUUAUCUAAAAUAAAUACUGAAAAUGGAUCUCAUAUAUUUAUUGUUUUACGUAAAAAGGAAAAAGCUGAAGAAUAUUGGCCAAGAUUAACCAAAGAAAAAUUAAAGUAUCAUUAUAUCAAAACUGAUUUUGAUAAAUGGGUAGAUGAAGAUGAACAAGAUGAAGUUGCCGAAGACGAAAAUGAUGGUAUGCCAGCUGGUGGUCCAGGUGGUUUAGAUUUCUCUCAAAUGUUGAGUAGUAUGGGAGGUGCUGGUGCUGGUGGUUUAGGUGCCUUGGGUGGAUUAGGUGGUGCUGCCGGAGGAUUAGGUGGAUUAGGCGGUGCCGAAGGUGCUGAUCUUAGUGCAUUGGCUGCUCAAUUGGGUCAAGUUGGUGAUUUACAAGGUGCUAAUGCUGCUUCUGGUGGCGAUGAAGAAGAUGGUGAAGAACAAGAAGAAGCAGAUGCUACUAAAUAA